This is a messenger RNA of Oryctolagus cuniculus (rabbit), 13208 nucleotides long. It is a transcript of the gene MAP2K6, whose product is annotated as mitogen-activated protein kinase kinase 6. Gene Ontology annotation, biological process: protein phosphorylation; MAPK cascade. The record is from RefSeq and is a predicted model, not a curated record. NCBI's taxonomy places the organism in Eukaryota, Metazoa, Chordata, Mammalia, Lagomorpha, Leporidae. Gene Ontology annotation, molecular function: MAP kinase kinase activity; ATP binding.
GAAAAGACCAUUUCGCAUAGUUGGCCAUUUAGCUUUAUUAUUCCGAUUGCUCCCUCCCGUUAAUUUUUUUAACAGAGUGCUCAAUGUUAACAUCAGGUGUUGGCAGCCUUCCUUGGGGGACAGAUUGCUUUGAAAUAAACACAGCUGGAAACGGACCACCUAUUGUUUUUUUCUUUCUUCUAAGGACUGGAAGAGGCAUUUAUAGAAAGGCCAGAGAACCCGGUGAUGUCUAGAAUCACUUUAUAGAUUUAUUCCUCCAACUCUGGUUAAUGAUUAACACCAUGUCUGGGUGGCCAGAGGAACCCACUCUCCUUCCCCCUUCCCUGCAGCGGCACUUAGCUGGGAACAAUGAACUUGCAGAGGUUUACUGCCAUCUGAACUUGAGGAGGGGGUGGAGUCUGCUCAGUUCUGUUUCUUCCAGCUGAAGUGUGGUUUUAGGAGCUAAGUAAAGAAUGACUUCUGUGGGGUUUCCUGAUGCUGGCCCUGCUUGCAAACUUGAAAAUCUCAUCAGAGCCUCUUCCCCUGGUUUUUUACUGUUCUACUCUUCUACAGGAAAGCAAGCAAAAAACGAAACCCUGGCCUUAAAAUUCCAAAAGAAGCAUUUGAACAACCUCAGACCAGUUCCACGCCACCUCGAGAUUUAGACUCCAAGGCUUGCAUUUCUAUUGGAAAUCAGAACUUUGAGGUUAAGGCAGAUGACCUGGAACCUAUAAUGGAACUGGGACGAGGUGCGUACGGGGUGGUGGAGAAGAUGCGGCACGUGCCCAGCGGGCAGAUCAUGGCGGUGAAGCGGAUCCGGGCCACAGUAAAUAGCCAGGAGCAGAAAAGGCUAUUGAUGGAUUUGGAUAUUUCCAUGAGGACAGUGGACUGUCCCUUUACUGUCACCUUUUAUGGCGCCCUCUUCCGGGAGGGUGAUGUCUGGAUCUGCAUGGAGCUCAUGGAUACAUCACUAGAUAAAUUCUACAAACAAGUCAUUGAUAAAGGCCAAACAAUUCCAGAGGACAUCUUAGGGAAAAUAGCUGUUUCUAUUGUAAAAGCAUUAGAACAUUUACACAGUAAGCUCUCUGUCAUUCAUCGAGACGUCAAGCCUUCUAAUGUGCUGAUUAAUACCCUGGGCCAAGUGAAGAUGUGUGACUUUGGAAUCAGUGGCUACCUGGUGGAUUCAGUUGCUAAAACAAUUGAUGCAGGUUGCAAACCAUACAUGGCCCCUGAAAGAAUAAACCCAGAGCUCAACCAGAAGGGAUACAGUGUGAAGUCUGACAUUUGGAGUCUGGGCAUCACCAUGAUUGAGUUGGCCAUCCUCCGGUUUCCCUAUGAUUCUUGGGGCACUCCCUUCCAGCAACUCAAACAGGUGGUAGAAGAGCCAUCGCCACAACUCCCAGCAGACAAGUUCUCUGCAGAAUUUGUUGACUUUACCUCACAGUGCUUGAAGAAGAAUUCCAAAGAAAGGCCUACAUAUCCAGAGCUUAUGCAACAUCCAUUCUUCACUGUACAUGAAUCCAAAGCAACAGAUGUGGCAUCUUUUGUAAAAUUGAUUCUUGGAGACUAAAAAGCAAUGGACUUAAUCAGUUGACCCUACUGUGGAUUGGUGGGUUUACAGGGUGAAGCAAGUUCACUACAGCGCCGAUAGGAAGUCAUCUUUGAGAUAAUUUAACCCUGUCUCUCAGAGGGUGUUUGCUCCCUGUUUUCUUUUCUUUUUCCCCUCCUUAGGGGGCCUUGGAAUCUAUAGUAUAGAAUGAACUGUCUAGCUGGAUGAAAUAUGAUAAAGGCUUAGGACUUGAAAAGAUGAUUAAAUAUUUAAUGAUGUGUCAUAUGAGUCCUUAAGCUUCUCAGACUUCUCUUGUUUUUUACAAAAUGAAUGCAUUGGCCCUGGCAUAAAGGUGCUACCGUAGUGAUGAAAUUGUAAGUAGAUUUGUUGUGUGUACCACUUAUUAUUUUAAUAUUUAUGUGUAAGCGCUUGGUUGCAAAGAUUCCAUUUUAUGCAAGAAGGGAAAUACAAAAGACAGAGUUGGGUUAGCAAUAUUUAUAGGGCUUUUAUUUUUUAAGUUCAAUCGUGUCUGUGGUCCAGAAGGAAUUAUUUAAUAUGCAUCUUUAAGAAUAUUAUAAAGAUAUCAAAAAGGACCUCUUCUUGUGAAGUCUCUGUGCCAGCUGUCAUGGUUGCUGCCACAUUCUAAACUGCUGCUCAAUCCUGGGUAAUCACCACAUAUUUUAGGUGAGGGGGCAAGACAUCCCAGUGAAUCCUACUCUUUCCUCAACUGUGGAAAACAUAAAAGUCACUUUUAUCACAGCACCAACAGUAGAAAAAAAAAAGGUGGACAUUUGUGGUAUAGUAUUAGUGGAAAGUGAUUUGUGAUGUGAUUUAAUAUCUGCCUUUAUAUUCACAUACCUGUAUGUGUGUAUGUACUAAGUCCUGCCAAGUGGUUUCCAAUGAACAUCUGUGUUUAGUUAGGAGGACAUUUGCCUGUCUUGAGGGGGGUAGGUCAAGCCACAGAGAACUUGUGCCUUCUUCAUUUAUCCCUCCUCCAAUGUAUAUGCCCCAAGGAUUGCCUUUUAGUUAAUGUGUUCUUUUGCUUUAUUUGUUGUUUUCUUGUUCAAUGAAGAAGCCUUACUAUUAACAGAAGGGCUGCAAUAGAAGAAAAUGAAAGGCAGUUAGUGGUUCUCUGAUAAGAUAGCAAGAUAACAGGGAGGGUUGAAUGAACUCCUAGGACUAGAUGACAGCAGUGUGAUGGGUAGAAUUGAGCCCACCUUUAGCAGUGUGUGUUAGCUCACUUCACUGUAGGAGGCUUUCACUAUGUGAGCUCCUAAGAGGUCAACUAAGCAACAAAAGUUCUUUGUCCUUGCCACAGGUUCUCCGUUAGGGGUUCUAGGUUCCUCUAGGAUCAAGAAGUAAAGUGAUUGACAGGGAAAAUACAGAUUAUAAUAAAUAGCCACGAAGCACUGCUUUUGGAUGUUUUGUUUAUACAAUGAUACUCUUGGAAUAUAAAGUCAGAGGGGUUUUAUUUUUAAAAAAAGAAAAGAAGAAAAAACACACACACACCUUGUUUCUUUUCUUGUCUCAAUGCCUCAAUGUUCGUCAAUGGGGAGAGAAGUGCUCUCCCAAAUUUUCUCUUCCUUUCCCUUACAGAUUUUGAAGUGCUGUCAUACAAUUUUUGUUGUUUGUAUUUUUUCAUCCUACUUUGGAUCUCUUGCUCAUGGCAAUUACCCAGAGAGAGCAUGGUACUGCAUACAGUUCUUUGUAUGCAGUUCCAAGGGAUAUGAGUUGUCUGCUUGAUUAAACAUCAGUUUCAUCUUAGAAGCUACCUCUGUCUUCUCUUGUUUUCUACUGGGAAAGGAGUGUUAUCCUAGUGUUCGUGGCCAUGCACUUGCUCACUUAGCUUCCUAAGUGAGAGAGCAAUCACAACUAUAUUCUUCACUCUGAUCACCCAUCUUAGAAAUAAUAGGGGGAAAUGGGGGAUCACUCCAUUAUGGUUUUUGGUGAAAUGUAUAAAGCAAAUCAUGUUUCUGGCCUGGUUCGCCUGUUUUUUGACUUUGAAACACUUUUAACAAAGUGUGUGUUUCUCAUAUGUACGCCUCUCUGUAUGCCCUGGGCGGGGACUUAGAACACAAUUAUAGCAGGUCACUAAGGACGUGGACUAGGAUUCUCGUCCCUGUUACACAUUGGGAUCAUCUGGGAGCUUGUGAACACUGUCAAUUUCAAUGUCUCUGGAGUGCAGACUGGGAGUCUGUUUUUCCUUUGCAUGUCCUCAUGUGAUUGUUAUGCGCAGGAGGGUUAAAGACACUGGACUAGCACCUUCCAAAGAGAAAGGAUUUCCUAAGAAUUUCUUUCUCUUGAAGUAACCAAUGACUCUGUAUGAGAGUACCAGGAAGCCCCAUUUCUUUCCCUAUCCUCGUCAGUAUGGGUAUUUUCAUCUUCAUCAGGGAAGGCAUAUCCCUGGGAUACUGAUUUGAAAGUUGGAAUACCUUUUCCCCAGAGAAGCAAUUUCUCUAUGAUGAUUAAGUUUCCUGUGUACUGAAGUAUAAUGGGUUGAUAGCCUUAGGAUUCCAAAUUUUAGAACACAAUUUUAUGUUUGGAGACCUACAUUAGAAGUUCUAAACAACCAACUUUUAAAGUAAAUUUUAGAUACACAAAAUGCAUAUAAAUUGGGUGUCUCCUGUAUAUACAGAUAGAUAUGUAUGUGUAGAGAAAAGGAUAACUGUAUUCAGGGGUGAUCCUCUGAAUACAUAGUUAAUGCUCAGCCAUCAUGGACCAUCUGAUUAUCAGCCCUGUCUAUAUCUAUCAGUAUAUUACAGAAUCAGUGUAACUCUACAAAAGAGAGCAUGAUUAUUUUUCCAAUUGUAUUUUAUUUGGCAUCAGACACUUGUCCACAUUAUACUUUUUAUGUUUAGAAAUAUUCAUCUCUCUCUAUAUGUUGUUGAUUUAAGAUGUGUGCCAAAAAAGUAAUGUGAAUGAUUUCACAAAAGCUAGCAAUAUGUGUGUCUCUGUCAAUGACUAUUACCCUUAAUAGUAACCUCCUUGAGGGACUCUUUAUAUAAAUAAUGCUAUGAAAAUGUUUAUUGUGUCCCUUUCAGCAAAGGCUUCAGAAUUCAUUCCCUUCCAUGUAGAUGUAAUCAUUUUAGAGUUCCUCUUUCACGUUCUGUUGUCAUGUGUUUUGUUUACAAAAAGCGUUACCAGGCUAUUUUCCUCUUUGAUUUACCUGUUUUAUCAGAUGUAGUACCAAGCUUUGUUUGGCAAUUACUAAAAGCUAAAUCUGUCCUCAAGGAAGGAGUUUAACCAUCGCCAAAUUUUUGUAAAACGCUGUUUUAUAGGGCUCUGAAGAUAAUUUCAAAUGACGUUUCCCAAAAAAGGGUGCAUUAUUUUUAAGCCAAAUCAACUUCCUCUAAUAAAUGUCGUCUUACAAGAUGACACUCAGAAGGAGAAAUAACUUCCAUAGAUGUGUAUAUAUUUGUUGAUAAACUAUCUGAGUCACCAAUUUCACACGUGGCAUCAUCUAUUAGCUGUGACUUAUGACUUUGAUGUGGAGGAAUAAUCCAUUAUUCAAAAGACUGUGUUUGGCCACACUGAUAUUCAUCAGAAAAAAUUGGUUAAAUAAGCAACUUCUGUCUUGGUUAAACCAUCUGAAAUAGAAAUAAGUAUGUGUGGGUAUAGCUCAAGAUUGUGUGGUAAGUUCUUGUAUAUCCUUCAAGCUUAAAAGAAUUGUAUAUGCCAGAUUCCUAAACACUUGCUGUUCAUGGUGCCAUCAGUUGUCUUAGAAAUUUUUUAUGGUACCCAAAUCCAAAUAGCCUAACAGUUCAAUGUAUUAAGUAAUUAGGGUCAACCAGCUUAACAGUAAUAGUUUUCACUAUGCCCUAUAUAUAGAUGACUCCAUGUUUCUCUUAAAAAUACAUAAGACCCUGCCAUGCCUGUGAGUUUGCAGUAGUCUUAGGAUACUUCACGCCCAGUUUGGGCACCAUAGAUAUUUAUUAUGGUGAUACCUGCAACUGUCUACAACAGGUGACCCUCAAAUUGGAAUUCUUGGUCACUCUUCCAUUUGUAUUAUUCCAUUUUUGCUAAGUUAUUGUUUGUGCUUGCUUCUGGCUGAUUCAAUUUUUAAUUACUAUCCUGCCCUUUGCUGUUGACCAGUCCUGUAAGACCACAUAGUCUAGGAAAUAAAGUACUCGUCAGCCAUUGUGUCAGAGGAUGCUGGCACCAGGACUAACAAGGUCCCUGACUUCUCCAAAUGAAGUAGAUUUCAUGUCUUUGGAAUACCCAUACCCAAAGAAGGCAGAGAGGGACUAAUAUUUCACACUUUAACACAAAAAAAUGUCCUUGUUGGCCAGGGGCUUUAGUUCUCUGCUCAGAGAAGCUGCUCUGUUGCUCCCUGAAGUAUCCAACAAAACACUGAAAGUACAAGAAACAGAUACCUAAUUCCUAAUUUCCCACCUAAAUUCUUUUUGGGGCUGUGUAGCUCCUUCUGACCUUGAAGGUACAAGUCAUGUAUUCAUAAAAUUCAUUGGAGCUUGUGGUCAGAUCUGGUAAAAUGAAUUAAAUUUCUUUUGUGCUGGAAUUUUGCCUUGUUAACAUCUAUCUGUAACUUUAAGGGAGGGAUGUAUUGGCUCAAAAGACUCUUCCACUUUUAUUGAAUUAGCAAGUGAAAAGGUAUUUGAGUAACUGUCACCUUCUUAAGAAUUUUUUUUAACUUUUAUUUAGUAGAUAUAAAUUUCCAAAGUACAGUUUGUGGAUUACAAUGGCUUUUCCCCCCCAUAACUUCCCACCCACCCACAACCCUCCAAUUGUUUUAAUUGUUGUUGUCACUUUUCAAAUGCAGGAUGCAGUUUUCAUUUAGGUCUCUGAUAAUUUGCAUAAUUCACAUGGAAGAAUGCUAGAAUAAUAUCUAGAAAGAGGAAACUACCUAAUGUGGUAGAAGUAGAAAAAAGAUAUUUUAUUCUAGAAGUUUCAUAUACCUCUUUGCUGGGGGUAGGGAGCUUGUUUUAGCUCUGCUCAAAAUGCUGAUAGUUAAGAUACUCUUUGGUUUUCUUGGCUUUGAUUGGGUUACUCUGGAUUGCUCUGAGCAUCUGUUGAAAGCUAGGACCUUUUCCCUAGGAAGACGCACAUCGUAUGAAACACACCACUUUGGAAACAUUUUUUGCUAGGCGGGAUUUCAGUUUCUAGACCCCCAUAGUAUCAAUCACAUUGCUCUCUAGAAUGGGUACUGUGAAUCCUAGACCAAGGCUGGAAAACUUCCUCUGUCAAAGGCUGGAUAGUAAAUAUUGAUUUUUGGCUUUGUGUUCCAUACAGUCUUAUUUGCCACUAUUCAACUCUGAUGUUGUAGUAUUAAAGCAGGCAUCAACAACAUGUAAGUAAAUGAGCAUGGCAGCUGUGUUCCAAUAAAGCUUUACUUACAAAACCAAGCAAUAGCCCAGAUUUGGUUCAUAGGCCAUGGUGAGACCAUAAAAUACAGACUGGCUAUCUAUAAAGAGUUCUUCCACUUAGUGGAUAUUUAGUUCAGCUGCUAUUGAGACAGUUUAGGAAGCUGGACAUAGGAAAAUGAAUUCAGAAAGGAUGGGGGCUGUUUAAUUGCGUGGAAUUUGCUUGUUAGUUUCCUCAGGUUAAGUGUUAAUCGUUCUGGAAGUUAAUGGACAAUUUUCUUCAGAAUAAACUGAGUUUUUGCUUUCUCUUCUACGUAUUCAGCAACAUAACUUCAGUUGGGAAACUAAAGGCACAUUUCUCUUCCAUGUUAGCUGUCUCCUUGGUUCUUAGUUUCUUUGCAUUUUUUUUUUCUGUAGUAUGAUUCCCAUGCAGGGGAAUCAUGAACCUGGACACAAAUCAUUGUGUUUCCCUAUCCCCUGAACUGUCCUAGGGUUUAGGGAUUUGGAAGGCCGAACUUACCUCAGUUAGAUAGAAUUCUUAACAUCUUCCAAUUCAUCCACCUUGUCUACUUGUCCAUCUUUUGAGAAAGCAAGAAGGAGUAGUUUUGGGCAAAAUACUUGUUCUCAGGUAGCUUUGGAGCUCCAUGUUCUCCCUGGAACAGAAGCCUCAGGCCUGCCCCCUUGUGUUCUGUGCCUGGAUUGCAGGGGAGUAUGCUUCUUGUUUAAUUAUAAGUAAUUUCAGUUUUGAAGGGCCUGUUCAAAAUGCCUCCUUUCUGAUGUGAUUUUCUUGGCUUUUUAGCCUGCGUUGAGUUUCUGGACCCCAGAAACUUCUAGCAGAAGCUGUGCCUUCCCUCUGGAGCAGAACAGCUCUGUGACUGAGUUCUGCUUCAUCUGUGCUUGCACCCUCUUUGCUGCCCAGAACACUAUACAAAGAGCUAUCAGCUUCCUCCUUUUUCUUCAUGCAGAGGGGGAGAGCACAUCUGAGUGAAAGCUGUAGGCUCCUUCUUACUCAGAAACGCUUGUCUUCCCCUGCUGUCUUGUCAGGAAAACACAAUUAGACUUAGAAUGAUGCCGAGAAACGCCUUAAGAGGGCAUAUUUCAAUAUUUGAUCUGGCAAUUUACCUAAAAGAAUGUUUUCUCUUCACCCAGGGGAAAAAAAUCUGGCUUCCAAAGCCUGCAAAGUGAAAUUAUCCGUCCAGGCCAUCACCACCAAACCCGUUCACUCACCACGUGUUCCUGGUGACUGCAAGGAAGAAGUAUUGGUUUUCUGAGUUGAGAAAGUUGCAGUUGACAUCUAAGGAAAUAUUGUUGUACAAUUCCAAGUUAUCUAAGGGACUAGUUUGGAAUUAAGACUUUAGUUGGGGUUAAUCUUUUCAGUUCCUGCCCCAAACUCCUUUUUAAAGUAAAAAUGUUCUACAAGUCCCUUUCCUAUCAGAGGUGAAGAAGCUUUGAGCCUAAGCAGAAACACAAGGCAAAGUCAAGGACUUUGUACUACAGGCUUUUGUUUUUAAGAAACCAAUGUCUCUUUGUCACAUAAACACCUAUUAAUAGAAUUUAAAAUUACUCAGCCUAAUUCCUUAGGACUCAAUAUCUUGAUAUCACUCAUUUUGUCAUUUUUGAAUUAGGACAUUGAGCUUUUUGUUCUUGGGAGUUCACAGAUUUGGGGAUAUUUGCAUGGUAUUUCCUUUUUAAAGUUGUCAUCCUGACAACUUUAAAUGUGUGAAGUGCAGUUACUCUUGACUGUGCACGAUUUUCCCCAGUUUAUAUAUUUGCAUUUCUGAGAUUUUGGGUCUAAGGAAUGGGGCUAAUGGUUUCAUGACCUGGAGAUUGAGAUCAGGGAAUGUAUGGGCAAGUACAGUCAUUUACUUGAGUUCUCAUGUGGAAAGCAGAAUUUCCCAAGGAAUCCCUAGGGUCUGAGGCUUAGACUCGGCCAUCAGUAGUGUUCUCUGGUUUCUCUUCUUGCAUUUGCUUGUUAUUAUUCCUCAGUCAGUCACACAUAACAUGGGCUGACUUAAUACUUUUGUGGAAAGGAACUGAUCCAGCCAUUUUCAUGUAUCAAUAAUCAAAACCAACAGUUUUGCAUCAGUCUGCUGAGCUGAACUCUGUUGUUCUCAGUUCUUGAAAAUGUAAGGGAAAGCUAAGAGGUCUUUUCACAAACUCUCAUUCAAAAUAUGAGACCUUGUAAAAGGAACUUCCAUGUGACCUUUAAAGAAGAGCUGAGUUGGGCGCCUGAGUCCCUGAAGUAUUGUGGUCAGAAAUGAGUAAUUAGCAUCGUUUGGUCACUACCAACAUUUCUGCUGGAGUCUGCAAGAUAUUUCAAGAAAGCAAGUCAGACCAUUCUCUUGUCACUAGACUUAGGAAUUUAAGAGUGAAGAGUAAUGAGAAACUGAUACUUGAUGAAUGAGAGGCAAAAAAAAAAAAAAUGCAUGGAGUGGUACUAAAUUAGAAACCUUUUGGAGGAAGAACAAUAAUAAAAGAUUCUGGUAAGCAGACAUAUCCUUUAACUUAUUUACAGUAUUACUAUAUUAUGAAGGUGAUCUUCUAUGAGAAAAGCCAUCAAGAAGUCAAAUCUUUAUUUUUUUCCCCUUCAAUGUCCUGAGCUAUGAGAAAAUUUAAAGAAUGGCAUUCAGAAAAUUGUCUUUGGCUUUUCUAGUGUUGUUGAUCCUAAAACGUCACCCUUUGAAACUGAUGGCACCCACAAUAAGAGUAAAUGAUUAGAGGAGGUGAUACAUGAGUUGACUAAAAGGAGUCAAGUGUGUAAAGCAUUUUAAGUGUACAUAGCUCAUCCCUCAGCUGCCUUCUGGGUAAAGAAAUAUGGAGGAGAAACCUGAGCCCUUGACCUUCACUUCUCAUGACAGUUGUAUUUAAGUAAGGUGGGCACCAAAGAAGUGUAUGUGAUGAGCAUUCUUUUUGUUCAUAAUGUAGAAAGCUGUGAGUGUUCCUAGAAAUGGACUACAGGUUUCAUCAGAAGAGCUAGAAUUUAUAAUUUUAAAAUAUAACACUCAAAACUCUUGAUUAGUCAGAAGUGAUGAAUUGUGGAGAAGUAGCUCUGUCUUUUUCUGAUCCCAAGUCAUCUGUCUUGAAUGUUCAGUAUCUCGAGAGGUAAGAAGGAAGGAUGGCAGUGGCUUCCAGAUCAUGUUCAGUGGCACCUGAGGUCUCCUGUCAGGAGCGGAGGGGGAAGAAGUGUGAUAAAGGUUGCUGUUGCCUACUGAAGCCCCAUUAACUUUCAACUGAAGCAUUAGGUCAUCAUUAUUAUUCCUUUUAACUGCACGUCCCAGUGUCUACUAAAGGCAUGGGAAUUUUAAGUUAAAUGACCUUUUGAGGACCCAAAACAAUUCCCGAAUCUGGGAAAGUUUUAGCCACCCAUAUCUGUGAAUCUUGGGCUUUUGCCAUACUGAGUUCUAACACAGUUAGGGAUGUGGGCUACAAGAAGGGAGGGCCAUUUAUUUUAAUUUUAAAGCACCAUGCAUUUGACAGAAAACACACAGAAUCAAUAAGUGAUGGCCAUGAAAUAUAGACCCUUAAAUGGAUUAUUUUUCUAAAUCAUUUGGGAAUGGUCUGAUUUCCAUUCAUUCUCCCAGUGAUGAGGAGUGGUAUGACUGAGGUCUUGAUACAUAGUGGGAUUUUUUUUUAAUUUCUAGAUAUAUAAGUGGAGAAGUUCUAAUUUGUGUCCAUUGAACUGCAGUAAUAAAAGUGAAACUCUUCAGAUGAUUUUGACACAGACAAGGAUACUAUCUGGAAUUCAAGCUAACAGAGCUUCCCCUUGCUGGGUUUUGACAAGGUGUGGUUGAUGUACAAGGGUAAUGGAAACCUGUAACAGUCAUUAGACACUGAAAAGUACACAGCUGUGUUGGUCAUGAACGAAACACAAGGGGAAUGCGUGGAUACUUUCUGCAUCAUCUCAGGUCCCUUCUAUACGUGGAGAAAGAGUUGGUGGUGAAUUUUGACAAUAGAUGUUUGCCACUGAAGGAAACUUAGCAACUUGGGUUUCACAGCAACCAGUUUAGAACCUUGUACUCAUUUUUGCCAAAAAAUUACAGUGGGCAACCCUUCAUCAUAUUUUCAGCCAAUAUGUCUAUAAAGUCAUAGGAACUUUGAUUAAAAGCAUUUGGAUAAUUUAUCUCUUUUAUUACCUUUGUGUUUGAUUUAUUGUUUAGUCUCAAAUUUAUUUUCUGAGUGGAGUGAUUUUCUGUAUGAGCUGAAAUGUUUUAAUACAAUAGUAGGUAUUUUUAGAGGAAAAAUGUUUUCUUUGUGUAAUUAACUUACACAAAUAGAACAUAUUUUCUAUUAUACAAAAUUAUCAUAUGGGAUAAUUUGAAAGGGGCUUUAGGGGAGUAGUUGCAAAUUAUUUAUGAAUAGUUUUCUACAUAUUUUGUGGAAAUCUCAAUUAGACACUAGUUGGAACUUCCCUAUGUAAUUGAAAUUUACAAAAAAUUUUAAUAGGAUAGGUGGAUUUCCCCAACUUCUUUUGUGCUUAGGUUUCAAAGCCAAAAAUGCUGUUUCCAUUUAUGAAUCUGAUCAUUAGAAAAAAAAGUUUUUUCUUACAUUCUGUGAAUUUUAUGAUAGACAACAUUUUAUUUGUAUACAUGACUGACUGUUUUCCUGUGUUGCACCCUGAAUAUAUUUUCAAACCAUGCUUAUUUUAAGAGAGCUCCUGGGCAAGUGGAAUACUAGAAUGAAGUAAUUCCAUAUGCUGGUUAGGGGCCUGCUACGUCUUCUUGACACCUAAAAUAUUCUGAAAGAGAAUUGGAGAGAUUUUGCACUCUUAUACUUCAAAAUCCAUCUGCAACACUUAAAGUCAGUGUCUCUGCAGAGUUUGUAGUAGAGGAAUUUAUACUAUUUUGUGGAUUCUCCCAUCCAGUCCUUAGUCCUUCCUGACCUGUGCAACUCACUGCUAGCCAUCCCUAGUUGGAGUCCUUACUCCUUUGUGGAUUGUGGUAUCUCUGUUUUAUGAAUGAGACAAGCUGAACUGUGGAGUGUGGAAUUCAUUAGAAGUUUAUAAAGUAAGGAUUUUUGACGGAUGUGGGUGGAAUAUUUCCAUGCCUUUGAGGUGAGUGCUGAAUUUUAAAUUCUGGCUCUAGGAAAUUUUUUUGCUUGUGAACUGCAGAAGUAGGAAGGAGUUGGGAUCCACACUUAAUUUUGUGGUUUUUUUUUUUUUUUUAUAUUGGAAAUAAUUGCGACACUUUCUGAAACUGAAAACAUUCUCCAUUAUUGAAUGGGGAAAUUCGUGUGUGUCAAAUGAUAACUUCAGAAGUACCCAGGAUUGUAUUUUGAAAUACCUGUUUUGGGGGGCAGUGUAUAUUUGUGUUCUUUGCCUGUUGACUUUUAUAGCCUCAUAUGCUUUCAUUGUAGCCUAGUUUUUCUAUUACCACAGUUGAGUAUAUUUUUUUCUUCUGAACUAUUGCUUAUCAUAAGUGCUAUGUUAUCUAGAAUCCCAAAACCAAGAAGACAGCUAAUGUGCAGGCUUGGGAUAGAUACAAGAUUAGGUUUUAAUAGAGUUCUCAGAAAUAUGCUGAAUUGAAGGAUAAAAGUCAUGUUUGCUUUUAACGUUUGGAGAAGCCACCUGCCCCAGUUCUGUAUCCUUGAGUGAUUCUUCUUUUUGUGACAGUAUUGUUGGUGAGAUGUACUUGGUAGACUGGAUGAUUGGCUUCUACCUGUCCAUAAACAAGGAAUUAUGAUUGCCAAAGGUGGGGAUAAUUUUGCCUUAUAAGCAUAUGGUUAUUCUAUAGUGAAAUUCCCUGUCUCUGUAUCCUUUAAAAAGCAUGACCUUAUCAUUUCCCUCCUCCUUUCUGAUCCAAGAGCCUAUUAAAGGAAGAGUGUAUUUCUGAUGUGCUGUGACAUAUUUCUUUGAAUCCAUGGCUGAGAUGUUAAACCAAGAGGUUGUUACAUGGUUCAUGUGGUUACCGUCCUGGCUCCUCUCUCACCACCUCAAAGGAACAUGAAAUUGGGAGAUUAAGUCAAACUUGAACUCCUCUGUGAUGAGGAGUGUUCACUUUGAUUUCCUAUCUCAGGAUAUUCUUUGGUUUCAUACUGCUGCUGAGGAGAAAGGAACAAGCUUCUGACACUGUAACUGGUUUCCAGAUGUUUGUGCGUGUGUAUGUAAAACUUCACACUGUGUGUGUUGUGCUCAAUGCUGUGUCAAUCUCUGAACUGACUCAAACGGCAAUUUACAGAUAGAGAAGACAGCGAUGAUGGCAACAAAUAAACUAACACCCAACCUCCUCUUUCUGUCAAAAUGCUUGCUAUGACUUCCAUAGCUAGGGCAAGCAACAUAAGUAUUCAGGAUAAACGUGCCCUUGAGAGAAAUGGUGUGUUGAUCUCAUAAGCAAAUGUACAACCAAUAAAAGAUAUUUUAAAAAGUA